GGCAGCAGCCUGGGUUCAUCAUCCUGACAGGAUCACAGGACCAACAUCAUCAUCCUCCAUCCACCCUGACAAGGACGAGCCUUCCCAGAAAACACACAGAGACAGUGCAAUCAUUUUAUUCAAACAAAGAAGAGGAAAUCGCAUCGAAAGCGGCAAGAUGCUGGCCUGUACGGAGAUGAUCACCAUGUGUCUACAGUCUGCAAAGCACGAACACUUGAGGAAACAGCAGGAGCUUGGCCACAACCAAAAUCAAGCCAUCUCUCUUUUCCACGACAUUUUCCGCCGGGCAGACAAAAAUGACGACGGCAAGCUGUCCUUGGAGGAGUUCCAGUCGUACUUCACUGAUGGUAUCCUCACUGACGACCAGAUGCAGGAGCUGUAUUGCUCCAUCGACAGGCAGCAGACAGACAACCUGGACAUAGACAAACUCUCAGAGUACUUCACUCCACAUCUGGGGGAAUACGUCAACGUCCUGUCUGCUCUGGAAAAGCUGAAUGUGGCCAUUUUGAAGGCCAUGGAUAAAACUAAAGAGGACUAUCAGGGUUCAUCAGUGCUGGGUCAGUUUGUGACACGCUUCCUGCUCAGGGAGACCUCCAGCCAGCUGCAGUCCCUCCAGUCAUCACUGGACUGCGCUAUGGAGGCGGUUCACGACCAGGGCUGUCCAGGGCGGAGGAUAGUAAAGAAGCCCGAGGACCUGCCUAUCCAGAGGGUGGCCAAACGCCCCGGCCGACGCAUCCAGAAGAACAUGUGUCUCUCCCCUACUGACCCCUACUCUGGCAUGCUCACCACAGGGGUCAGUGUGGAGCCAGACAACCACUGGGGCUCCCAGAUCAACCAACUGGAGCAGCUCAUAGACAAACUGGAGUGCGAGAGUCCACAUCUUGAACCUCUCAAAGAGGACACAUUGGCAGGGACGUAUAAAUCGAACAUACUCCUGGUCCAAAGACAAAUGUCUGUGAAGGAAAAGGAUGUGGAGCAGUUUCAGCAAGCUCUUAAAAUCUACACAGAUACCACCAGCAGCCAGCUAAACAACCUGCACGUCUCAGUCCAGAACUUGCCAGACAGAUCAUGCUUCAUCAUGUACGAAUUUUGGCAGGACCGUCUCUCCUGGAUGAGCUACCUGCAGUCGUCCAUCAGUAAGACCUUCCAGCGCUGCAUUAUUGACUCACUGGAAGAGCCUGAGAUGGUCUCCACCAUGCUCCUCCCAGCCUCUUGGUGGAUUAUGAACAACAACUGACAGAGCAAGGCUGCUGCUAUUCAACACAAUAAAAGCAGGAGGAAGAGCUAAUUGCGUAAUCGUUUUAUCUUUUUUUUUUUGUUCUUUGAUAUCAACUUCCUCCUUAUGGCAUGACCAGGAUCGUUUUUUGCAAAGCUAUGCUCUGAGGCCAUUAAAAAAGAAGACCGCUCAGAAAAACCAUUCAAGAGUGAAACAAAUUUAAACCUCGGAAAGAGAGAAUUACGGUAAUGCAGUAUUUUACUGUGUGAUCAGGAUUUGUGCCAAUGUUAAUUUAACAGGCACAUUUCUGAUUUUAAUAGAAACAAAAGAAAUGACAAAAAAAAAGAUUUGCAUGAUUUCUUAUUUCUCAGUGCUAGUUUAUUUCUAUCAAAAACUACUUCCUAGAAUAGAUAUGUCGCUGAUGCCACAAAAAUAGAAACACAUGAAUAACAACUGAUCUGUCUAUCCAUCGUUAUCCCUCACUCAUUUUUCCGUAUGGACAAAAACAGAAAUAGUGUUAGGGUUAACCUGCAUUUCCCCGUGUUCUCUCUGUGGUUUUGUGCUUUGUUGUCUCCUUCAAAGCUUUGCUACCAAGCGUCUUUUUGCUGAUGGGUUAGACAGCCAAUAGUUAAUGAACGAUUAUGGUCCGCAUCUAAACUUUUAUCAUCUGUGUGUCACUUCUGCACUUUAGAAAAAUAUGAAACAUGGACCUAAUUGUAAAGAAUGGAUAUUUAUUGUAAAUUGUCUAUUGAAAAUGUAAUAUUAAUCAAGACCUGCACUGAAGUGUAGUGAGACAUUAGCAGACAAUAAAAACUAAUAAGUCUGCAGUUUGCCUGUACUGUUACUCUAGAAAUAAAACACAAAAGCCAUUGUUUUGCAUUUGCAGUGUGUAAUCAGAAGAGUUAAAUACACACAAAUAGAAGUUUAUAUUUUGAGUACAGAAAUUACGCAGAUCUGUUCGAUGUAAUGACGUCAGAAAGUAUAAGAUUGUGUAUAGUAGUUAAUGACAGAUAUAAGUCAUAGCUGUAGAACAUUGGUAAAUGUACAGUAUGAUAGUAUAUUGAGCUGUGGUUGCUCUGACAACGUGAGGAAUGAAUGUGUUCACUCCUUUUUUA
Messenger RNA from Plectropomus leopardus (leopard coralgrouper), 2331 nucleotides. Its product is annotated as N-terminal EF-hand calcium-binding protein 1-like. The record is from RefSeq and is a predicted model, not a curated record. Gene Ontology annotation, cellular component: endoplasmic reticulum; Golgi cis cisterna; cytoplasm. Lineage: Eukaryota; Metazoa; Chordata; Actinopteri; Perciformes; Serranidae. Gene Ontology annotation, biological process: regulation of amyloid precursor protein biosynthetic process. Gene Ontology annotation, molecular function: calcium ion binding.